GAAACUCAUGAAACGCGCCCCGCUCGAGUCGCUCGACUGGGCGUGUUUACUCCGAACUGCUCCGAACCUUCAUUCAACGCGACUGAAAAAUCUGCACGAGCAUCCAAGAGAAGUGGAAGAAACACAGCGAGAGAAAGAAGGCGAGAAUGCAUGGCGUAUAUUAAAAUAUUCAAAAAGUGCCUUUAACGGCGAUAUCGUAGCGCGAAUUGAGAGAGAAAGAAAGUGCGCACUCUCUUCUCGGAGAUGGCUACCAUUUGCCAGGCAGUGACGCCGAUCGUCAUCGCUUGUUGGUUCUACUGCCUGUUGGGCGUUGUCGGCCAGUAUGAGUGGCAAACCCGCGACGCCUUCGACGAAAUCCGCAUGCGGAUGGACAAGGUGAACGACGACAACUGUCCGAUACAGCACCUCGGCGAUCUGUAUCUGCCGGAGGACGCGGUAUCGCAUCUGCCCGAUAUAAAGGACAUCAACAUCAACCCGGUGUUCCCGAAUCGUACGGCUCUGCUGCAUCUUCACAACAUGGCGCUCAGCAGAAGUUUCUUCUGGAGUUACAUCCUCCAGUCACGCUUUAUCCGUCCAGCGAUCAACGACACCUAUGAUCCAGGCAUGAUGUAUUACUUCCUGUCCACGGUGGCGGACGUUUCCGCUAAUCCGUACAUCAAUGCCUCGGCCAUCUACUUCUCGUCCAAUAUGUCUUACUCGCCGUCCUACCGCGGUUUCUUCAAUAAAACCUUUCCCAGAUUCGCGCCACGAACUUUCAGGGCAGAUGACUUUAAUGAUCCUAUACACUUGGAAAGAAUAUCCACCAGGAACACAUUCACCGUACAGGAUUUAGGGGCCUUUCCCACUACUAAGCUUAGUGAUGAUUACACCACUGAUUUUUAUCGUAUAAACGAAUGGUACAAGAAAUGGUUGCCAGAUAAUGUAGAUAAGAGACACGACACUAAAACAACGUAUCAAGUUGAAAUUCGCUAUGCAAAUAAUACAAAUGAAACAUUUACGUUCCACGGUCCACCCGGUGCCGAUGAAUAUCCUGGACCUGUGAAAUGGACUAGACCGUAUUUCGAUUGUGGCCGAUCAAAUCGAUGGCUCGUAGCUGCAGUAUCACCUGUAGCAGAUAUCUAUCCACGACAUACUGGUUUCAGGCAUGUUGAAUAUCCAACGUACACUGCCGUUUCAGUAAUGGAAAUGGACUUUGACAGAAUAGAUAUAAAUCAAUGUCCCAAGGGUAAAGGAAACAGCGGACCCAACAGAUUCGCUAAUACCGCAAGGUGCAAAACUGAUACUACGGAGUGCGAACCGAUACAUGGUUGGGGUUACAGAAGAGGCGGAUAUCAAUGUAGAUGUAAGCCCGGCUAUAGAUUACCGACCGUUGUACGACGACCUUAUCUUGGUGAAAUAGUGGAAAGAGCUACGCAAGAACAAUACUACAAUGGUUUUGAUUGUUCGCGGAUCGGCUGGGUUCAUAAAAUGCCGGUACAAUGGGAGAAAGCAAAACCAUAUCUCAGAGAAAAAUAUCUCGAGCAAUAUCAUCAUUAUAGGAAUUAUUCGACUGGUCCAGCUGCAUUUCAGGACACAAAGCUGAACAUCGAUCAAUCUCUCAAAUUCAUUUUGGGUAUGAAUUCGAGAACCUGCAAGAAUUAUGCACCACAAGACUUAAUGUUACGCGGAGACGUUAGUUUUGGUGCAGAAGAGUUCUUCGAAAACGAAGCGAAAAUGGCGACUAGAUUGGCAAAUUUCAUCAGCGCCUUCCUACAAGUAUCAGAUCCCUUGGAAGUUUACUCUGGCAAGAGAGUAGCUGACAGACCGCUCACGGAAGAUCAAAUGAUAGGGGAGACACUGGCCCUGGUGCUCGGCGACACAAAGAUCUGGUCAGCUGGCACUUUCUGGGAUCGUAAUAAAUUUACCAACCGAACGUUCUUUGCCCCGUUCGCUUACAAGACGCAGUUAAACACGCGUAAAUUUAAACUUGAAGAUUUAGCUAGACUCAAUGACACAGAUGAAGUGUAUACGAAGAAAAGUUAUUUCCAAAUGUUGAAGCAACGUUGGGCAACAAAUUUUGAUCAAUUGGAAAAAUACUAUAUGAAGAUAAAAAUUCGAUUCAAUGAAACUGGAGAGUACUUGAAAAAGUACGAGCAUUAUCCGAACUAUUACAGGGCAGCAAACCUGGACCAUGGACACUGGACAACUCCGUACUUCGAUUGUAACGGCAAGGUGAAGAAGUGGAUAAUUACCUAUGCAUCCCCAUUUUUCGGCUGGGACAGCUUGAAGGAGAAACUGGAAUUCAAGGGUGUCGUAGCUGUUACCAUGGAUAUGCUUCAGUUAGAUAUAAACCAAUGUGAUGAUAAAUUUUACCAACCAAACGCAUUCAAGGAUACACACAAGUGCGAUAAAAAGACAUCAUACUGCGUACCUAUCCUUGGGAGAGGAUUUGAAACAGGUGGAUACAAAUGUGAAUGCAAACAAGGCUUCGAGUAUCCAUUUGAGGAUUUAAUUACAUAUUAUGAUGGACAAUUAGUGGAAGCUGAAUUUAACAAUAUUGUUAAUGACCAAGAAACGAGAUACGAUAUGUUCAAGUGUCGAUUGGCUGGUGCCUCGUCAAUUCAAGUCAGUUGGGUACUAUUAUUAUCAAUGCUGAUGAUAUUCUUUCCAGCUCAACGAAGAUGAAAUGAAUGAAAUAGAAAAUACUCUUAGUAUUUUGUACAACAAAGUAUUUACUGCUGUAAUUUCUGUAUCAGCAAUUAUCUUUUUCAAGCCGUCCAUUAUAAAUGUAAGUUAGUGUUGCUAGAUA
This is a messenger RNA of Wasmannia auropunctata (little fire ant), 2788 nucleotides long. RefSeq lists its product as uncharacterized. The transcript is spliced from 12 exons. Bases 244 to 2664 code for a protein of 806 amino acids. NCBI's taxonomy places the organism in Eukaryota, Metazoa, Arthropoda, Insecta, Hymenoptera, Formicidae. The record is from RefSeq and is a predicted model, not a curated record.